This is a messenger RNA of Zychaea mexicana, 819 nucleotides long. RefSeq names its product kinase-like domain-containing protein. Gene Ontology annotation, biological process: protein phosphorylation; intracellular signal transduction. Lineage: Eukaryota; Fungi; Mucoromycota; Mucoromycetes; Mucorales; Lichtheimiaceae. The record is from RefSeq and is a predicted model, not a curated record. Gene Ontology annotation, molecular function: ATP binding; protein serine/threonine kinase activity. The annotation marks the transcript as partial. The transcript has 2 exons.
AUCGGCAGUGGCGCCACGGCAGUCAUCAAGCUUUUGGAUCUGCAGCAUCAACCAGGGACGACCAUUGCGGUAAAGACGUUCCGUAAACGAGACCGAGACGAAACCGAGCGAGAGUAUCACAAGCGCAUGACAAGCGAGUUUUGCAUAAGCAAGGUGCUCCGCCAUGCCCAUAUUGUAGAGACAUUCGACCUCGUGCAGGAUCACAAAAACCGGUGGUGCAGUGUGAUGGAAUACUGCUCGGGAGGCGACGUAUUCUCAGUACUGCAAGAUUUCGAUCUAAACGACACCGAAAUCGACUGUCUGUUCAAACAGCUCUUGCUGGGCUUACAACACAUGCAUCAAUGCGGUGUUGCCCACCGUGACAUCAAGCCCGAAAACCUGGUCAUGACAAACGAAGGCGUGCUGAAAAUCACCGACUUUGGCGUGGCCGAUGUUGUCCAGACCUGCUUUGACGACAAGGCACGCGAGUCUCGGGGUCAAUGCGGGUCCGAGCCAUACUGGCCACCCGAAUUAUUCAUCAACAGUCAACAACAAGGUGUUGUUACUGAAUACAAUGGUCGUGCUUUGGAUGUAUGGUCGGCUGCUGUCACAUGGCAUUGUUUCAUUUAUCGUCAUAUUCCGUUCAUACAAGCGUGUAACAAAGAUCCAAACUAUGUCGAGUAUAUGGCUAGACGGCCCUUUCGGACGUGGGUCCCGCUCUCGAAAUGCAAUGAUCAGGAAAAAGAGUGUCUGUAUGGCAUGUUUGAUCCAAACCCGGACACACGUUGGACCGUGGAUCAAUGUAUUGAGUCUGCUUGGAUACAGUCCGUCAAGAUAUGU